UUUCUUUUUCCUUGUUCCUUUUCGGAUAAUGAACGCCACUAUCGCGGCCGAGCCAUACCAGCUCAACUGGCUGGAAACUCAAUGGGAGGAAAUGUACAAAGGGCGCAACCCUUUGCUGGUCACCGGUGUUUUCGCCUUUGUGAUGCACGAACUCGUCUAUUUUGGUCGAUUUAUUCCAUUCCUUAUUUGCGACUUUAUCCCCUAUUUCAAACAAUACAAGCUUCAACCGAACAAAGUUAACAAGGCUUCAGAUUAUUGGAAGUGCACGAAACAAGUUUUGUAUCAGCAUCUGUUGUUCGAAGGACCAUUGAUUUUCUUCUUCCAUCCAAUGGCCACUUUAUGCGGUAUGAAGGUGGCGGCGCCUUUCCCUCAAUGGCAAUACAUUUGGCCGCAACUCGUCAUCUUUUUCGUAUUUGAGGAUUUUUAUCACUACAUUGUUCACCGACUGAUGCAUUGGCCACCGUUGUACAAGAAGAUCCACAAAGUUCAUCACGAAUAUGCCGCUCCUUUCGGUAUCGCAGCUGAAUAUGCUCAUCCCUUGGAAACGUCUAUUUUGGGAUUCGGUACCAUUGGUGGUCCGUUGAUCUACCAUUUAGUCAACAAACAAUACGUGCAUGCAGGACCACAGUGGGAUCUUCAUCUUGUUACGGUCUUGUUAUGGAUUGUGUUGCGUUUAAUUCAAGCGAUCGAUGCUCACUCGGGUUACGAUUUCCCUUGGUCGCUGUGCCAUUGGAUCCCAUUCUGGGCCGGUGCCGAUCACCAUGACUACCACCACAUGGCAUUUGUUGGCAAUUAUGCUUCCACCUUCCGUUGGUGGGAUUACCUUCUUGGCACCGAUAAAAAGUAUCGUGCUUACCGUCAUCGCCAAGCGGAGGAACGUCGUCUCAAGGAAAAGAAAAAACUCUAAGGGACAAAAAAUUUUCCCUCAUGUUUCACUCGCUUUAUUUUUAAAUCAACUUUUUUUUUUCGCUUUUCCUCCCUACUCGCGUUGAUCUUAUUCUUCCACCAGCUUAGACAUUAUUCCUAUUUCAUCAAUAAUUGUAUUUGUAACUUUUUUCCCCGUAAUAUCCUUAUUCUGCUUUCCAUCAUUAUCUUUUCUCAUUGAAAGACAUCAUCGGACAAUCCGUUUCGCUUUUAAUAAAAUUAUGUUCAGGCGGAUGAAUUAUUUACUCUGGCGGUCUUUUAAUGGACGGAGAAAGUGCACGCUGAAUAGAAAGAUAGAAUCGGCCCAAAAA
Radiomyces spectabilis is the source of this 1235-nucleotide messenger RNA. RefSeq lists its product as uncharacterized. Gene Ontology annotation, biological process: ergosterol biosynthetic process. The coding region runs from base 29 to 907 and encodes 292 amino acids. The transcript has 3 exons. Gene Ontology annotation, molecular function: C-4 methylsterol oxidase activity; iron ion binding. The record is from RefSeq and is a predicted model, not a curated record. NCBI's taxonomy places the organism in Eukaryota, Fungi, Mucoromycota, Mucoromycetes, Mucorales, Radiomycetaceae.